Molecule: messenger RNA, 2030 nt
Organism: Botrytis cinerea B05.10
Lineage: Eukaryota; Fungi; Ascomycota; Leotiomycetes; Helotiales; Sclerotiniaceae
Gene: Bcpsf1
Product: Bcpsf1
Exons: 3
Coding region: 112-768 (218 amino acids)
Biological process (GO): DNA strand elongation involved in mitotic DNA replication; DNA replication
Cellular component (GO): GINS complex
Source: RefSeq, a predicted model, not a curated record
GACUUCAAAUAUGCGAUACGCGAUGGCAAGGACAUGAUACUUAAAUAAACUCAAGACGAGAUCUAGGGCGAGAUCUGAUACAUAACUCAUAAACAAGGUAGAUCAUUGAGAAUGUACGGAGAUCUAGGGAAUAAAUUGGUUCAGCAUGCCAAAAGAACUCAAAAACUCGAACACCUUCCUCCAUACCAGACUGAGAUGGUUCGCGCAGUGACUAGAGAGGUUAGAGACUUAGACAAAGACGCUUCGAAUAUUUUACAAUCCAUCGGUGGCUCAUUUGAUCCAUCUGCCGACCCCGCGACAGCAUGCACUCUCCUCGUUGACCACUUGUGUAUGCGGAGGAACAAACGAUGUCUCCUCGCAUAUCACCGUACCCGAACCGACAAGCUUGAAGAGAUGGUAUGGAAUGGUAGCGAUGUUUUGGAUCUCGCUGCACAGCAACACCGCAUUACAAAUGAGGGACAGGGCGGAGGGACAGAUUUAGGAAAUGGUGAGGGGAAUAGCAGUAGUCUCAGCCCGGAAGAGGAAGAAUACGUCAGGCAAUAUAGCGAUUUACUCGCUGCUUUCAAAGGACAUUGGACCGAUAUUGAUCUGACUGGUAGUCUUGAACCUCCCAGAGAUUUGUUCAUUGAUGUUCGGGUCCUCAAAGAUGCCGGAGAAAUCCAGACAGAAUAUGGCACCAUCAAUCUUACCAAAAACUCGCAAUUUUAUGUUCGCCAAGGGGACGUUGAACGCUUGAUCGCACAAGGAUACCUUCAAAAACUCAGCUAAUUACGAGCUCCAACCACAACCACAAUUGUGGACUUAAUCAUAACGGCGAAGUUGAUAGAAACUCGUCAAAUUGAUGGAGGAGAGGAUUCCAUGAGACAUCCACGGACGGUGAACGGAGUCAUUGUCAAUUAAAGACAUAAGGUCCAGAAGUACAUACUCUCCACACAGGAACGACGCGGCUUUGUGUUCUGCCACGAAACCCAGUCCACGGAGCGAGACCCGGUGCAGCCGGUACCGGAAAGACGUGGAUUGGUGGGGGCCCCUAUUCUCAUUCGGACCUAAAACGGUGAUGGUCGUAAGAAAAGACGGCGAGGACUGCACAAUUGGAUCGAAACCAUGUUGUUAUUUCUAUUACUAUAUAAAUACCACGCGGGGAAUCGAUGUAUCAUUGUAUAGGAUCAGGUGAGAUACAAAACACAAACUUUUGGUAACCAAGCUUUUCGCGGGGUAAAUUGAAUGGAAGCGCUUUUUGAAGGUACCAGUCUUGCAGGAGAUAUUCGUAUUGAAUGAUUGUAUUCAUGACGGGAUGAUGCAUACCUCGAGUUGAAUUGGAAGGAUUCCAUUGGUGUUGAUGAAAAUUUUCAAUGGCAUGGUGGCUUUUGAGGGGAAGAUUUUUCAUGGGGUCGGUCGUACAAUGAUAUGAUUUACUAUUUGCUGCAGUCACACUGUCGAUUGAUUAACCGGCAUGCGUCGGUUGACAGGUUGACAGUCGUCUCCAGGUUAUGAUUUUAUAUCUUGGCUUUCCUACUCGGACCUAGAGAUGGUUUGGUAUUCAAGUGCUGAUUUUAUUGGGGAUUUUAUACUGGGGAUUUCAUAUUGGGGGUCUUGUACUGGGGAUCUUAUACUGGAGACUCUACUGCUUUUAGAUGUCGUAUAGUGAUAAUAAGAUUAGUAGAUGCUUACUCAGGAGUGAGGAGACGUAUAUGGUGGAUGGGGGUGUUUAGAAUGGAGCCUUCUGUGACUUGAAUUGAUUAAUGAUGGAUGUGUCGGUUCGUGGUGGGGUGGAAUGUAUGGAGUAUCGACCUACGAUGUGGAUGUGCGAGUAGUGAAUGGAUGGAUGGCUGGAUGGGAUGUUUAUUAAUCUGUACUGCGUCGUUUCCGAUAUCCAGCACCCUUCUCACGCGCAUAUGUGGAGACAGGAAUACACUGACGGUAGUGAAAUUGCAAUUGAAAGCGAAUCGAGAACAGAAGAGAGAAGUGUGGGAGGAGGGUGCACACCUUGGCUGUGGAUCUGUGGCGCAAAUCAAGCCGUUUUCGUAGCA